This is a messenger RNA of Volvox carteri f. nagariensis, 1248 nucleotides long. RefSeq lists its product as uncharacterized. NCBI's taxonomy places the organism in Eukaryota, Viridiplantae, Chlorophyta, Chlorophyceae, Chlamydomonadales, Volvocaceae. The transcript is spliced from 3 exons. The record is from RefSeq and is a predicted model, not a curated record. Bases 56 to 664 code for a protein of 202 amino acids.
UGCUCCUCUUCUUAGAUACGCAGUAUUUUACGCUGCAAAUUUCAGUGGUACAGGGAUGUCUGCGCGGGUGUUCCGUCAAUCAUGCCGUCUCAAAACUUCUAAAGCAGGGCCCUGCCCCCUUGUCGUGUCGCUUGCACGACCAAGGGACGUAAAGAUUGUGGCUACUUCAAAUCGUUCCUUAAGGCUUGAGCGCAGGUCUCUUGUGUGCAGGGCCUCUGCAGCUCAGCCGAGCGGCACCGCUUCAGCUCGCCACGCGGUGUUGCACGACUUCUGCAUGUGCAUACCCUACGGCACCAUUUCGGUACUUGCGGGGAUCGGGCUUUUUUUCCUGAACCUAACCAACAUCGCCGGAACAGCGCUUAUCGCUGGAGCAACCUCGGUGGCUGCCUCAGUGCUCAGCCUUCAGGAGUGGAAAGCCGGUGGCGACUCAAAGCAGUACACUCUUAUCUCGGCAGUCUCCGCUGCGGCAGUGGCGUACACCACCUGCUCCUCCCUGGACCUCCUCAAGGGGCUGCCGUACUGGGUUUCGCUCGUGCUGUGCGUGCUGAGCGUGGCAGCGUCGGCCUUCUGCGCCUACAAUGUCUUGGCUGGGGGAAAUCCGCCGCCCAAGAAGGUCAAAGGCGGCGACAGCAGCACCACCACUGGCACCAACACCGGUUCAUGAGCUGUCCGCCUGCCUGUCUAUCUGUCUGUAUAUCUAUCUAUUUGCCUGUCUUCACAUAUCUCUCCAUAUGCUGCCACGAAAGCGUCGACGCCGUUGAGGGAACUGUUGUCUGUAUUGAUAGCUGCGCGGACGUUCACGAGCCUGUGAUGCGUGGGGACUGCACGAGGAACUCGGGCCCCGCAUGAACCCGGGCAACGCCUUUAGUGGAUGAGGGUCAUUUUGCAAGUUGGUAGAUGCAGGAAUGGGCUGGUGGAAAAGCAGGCCUGGGGGAGAUGCGUCUUAGGGUUUACUAACAUUAAAACCAUCUUAGGAGGCCCACCUUGAGGGCCGAGGAUCAGAGAGAUUGCAGGGGGCCCUGCCAAAGCGGUGUGGGCGCCGUCGAGCGGCGCGAGGAAGUCGGUGACAUGAGGAAACGUAUGCAGGGAAUGGUAUUCGACGAGUUGGUUCGUGUGCAUUUGCUUGCCUAAGUGAGCGUGUGCGUGUGUGUACUGGGGAAGGGAGGCAUGGAUUCUUGGUUUGCCAUUCCGGGUUACUGUAGCGAGUAGCGCAGGAUCUCUUUCUCAAUGCAAUGCCCCGUUUGCUUC